Molecule: messenger RNA, 2177 nt
Organism: Erinaceus europaeus (western European hedgehog)
Lineage: Eukaryota; Metazoa; Chordata; Mammalia; Eulipotyphla; Erinaceidae
Gene: CLEC18C
Product: C-type lectin domain family 18 member C
Exons: 12
Coding region: 273-1658 (461 amino acids)
Molecular function (GO): polysaccharide binding
Source: RefSeq, a predicted model, not a curated record
AACACCGCUCAGGCGCCUGCUCUCAGUGGGGUGGGCUUACCAGGUCAGCAGCUGGAGGAAGACAGCCCUGGGACUGAAGCUGUUAGUCUCUUCUCAUGCCAGCGACAACAACGACCCGCCUGAGGACCGGAGGCUGUUUGGACACACCUAUUACUCACCAGCCUCCCCCUUUUGUCUGCCAGCCCAGCCUGACUCCUGUGAAUAGCUCCAUCAAGCCUGGGAUAGGAGCUGGGUAGCCAAACCAAGCUACACCCAGAGCACCCAACAGGCCCAUGUUGCAGCCAAUGUUCUCCAUGGAGCUGGGGGGCCAUCGGCCUGGCUUCCUGCCUGUGCUCCUGGCUCUCUUGAUCAUUGCCUGGGCAGAAGUGAGUCCCGUCUGGCUGCAGAAGGAGCAGGCUGCAGUACCCAGAGGGCCAGGCCUGACCUUGUCUCCUGCCCCAGUCCUGAGCAAGAAGGAGAGUUUCCUGCUCCUCUCCCUGCAUAACCGCCUGCGCAGCAAGGUCCACCCCCCUGCUGCCAACAUGCAGAGAAUGGACUGGAGUGAGAACCUGGCCCGAUGGGCUCAGGCUAGGGCUGCCCUCUGUGGUGCCCCAGUCCUGCACCCUGAGUUGGCCCCCAGGACUGCCCUGCAUGUGGGCUGGAACAUGCAGCUGCUGCCCCGAGGCUCCACAACCUUUGCCCAAGUGGUGGGCCUGUGGUUUGUAGAGGGGCAGCAGUACAGCCACACCACUGCUGAGUGCUUCCAGAACACCACCUGCAUCCACUACACGCAGCUAGUCUGGGCCACUUCAAGUCAGCUGGGCUGUGGGAGGCACCCCUGCUCCGGAGACCAAGCAGAGAUGGAAGCCUUUGUCUGUGCCUACUCUCCAGGAGGCAACUGGGAGGUCAACGGGAAGACAGUCACCCCCUACAAGAAGGGCCCCUCGUGUUCCCUCUGCACAGCUAGUGUCUCCGGCUGCUUCAAAGCCUGGGACCAUGCAGGGGGGCUCUGUGAGGUCCCCAGGAACCCCUGUCGCAUGAGCUGCCGAAAUCAUGGACAUCUCAAUGUCAGCACGUGCCACUGUCACUGUCCUCCAGGCUACACGGGCAGAUACUGCCAAGUGCGGUGCAGCGUGCAGUGUGUGCAUGGCCGGUUCCGGGAAGAGGAGUGCUCCUGCAUCUGUGACAUUGGCUAUGGGGGAGCCCAGUGUGACAUCAAGGUGCACUUUCCCUUUCACACUUGUGACCUGAGGAUUGAUGGAGAUUGCUUCCUAGUGUCAUCAGAGGCAGACACAUACUACGGAGCCAAGAUGAAAUGCCAGGAAAAAGGAGGAGUGCUGGUCCAGAUCGAGAGCCAGAAAGUGCAGGACAUCUUGGCCUUCUACCUGGACCACCUGGAGACCACCAAUGAGGUGACCAACAGUGACUUUGAGACUAGGAACUUCUGGAUCGGACUCACCUACAAGACUGCUAAGGACUCCUUCCGUUGGACCACCGGAGAGCAUCAGUCCUUCACCAGUUUUGCCUUUGGGCAGCCUGACAACCAGGGGUUUGGUAACUGCGUGGAGUUGCAGGCAUCUGCUGCCUUUAACUGGAAUGACCAACGCUGUAAAACCCGAAAUCGUUACAUCUGCCAGUUUGCUCAGGAGCACAUUUUGAGGUGGAACUCUGGGCCCUGAAACACGGGCCAGGCCAGGACCACAAACCUGACAUCUGAAGAGGUCUCUGACUGCAGGGAGUGGGGCAGGGAGUAAAAGUUAGACUAAUGGGGAGCCUGGCACAGGGGGAGAGGAGCUGCACAUCUCUCAACCUGCUCUGGAUUGAAAAGAUAAGCUCAAGGAGGUUUCAAAACAGGAGCUAAGUCAGUGGUCAAAAGAGAUUGCCCUCCUUACUCUGGGCUGGACCCUCUGGGGCAGAUGAAGGUUCCUGAUAUCCUGGGAUGCAAACCAUAGAGGAUUAAAUUAAGUUUUGAAUUACCUGAACUUAUGAAAGCUCAUUUUGAAGGUGUAUUCAGACAACUAGAAUCAUCCUAGGGAAACCAGAGUGUGUCUGAUGCUUUGCCACUUGCUGGCUGCCUCCUGCAUACCCUCUUGACACCCCCUGGAAGUUCUUUCUCUUUUGUUUUCUAAAAAAGAUGUAUUUGUACAAAUUAUUGUAUUUACUGUUGAAUGUAAAACAUUAAUUCCCCAAUAAAUAAA